Molecule: messenger RNA, 596 nt
Organism: Habropoda laboriosa
Lineage: Eukaryota; Metazoa; Arthropoda; Insecta; Hymenoptera; Apidae
Product: tigger transposable element-derived protein 1-like
Exons: 3
Molecular function (GO): nucleic acid binding
Source: RefSeq, a predicted model, not a curated record
ACGUCAAAAGGUAUUUAAGUAAAAAGGGGUUGCCUUUUAAGGCCCAUCUUUUAAUUGAUAAUGCACCAGGACAUCCUCAAGAUUUACAACACGAAAAUGUGCAAGUUGUAUUUUUACCCAAGAAUAUGACUUCUUUAUUGCAGCCGUUAGAUCAAGGGAUAAUUUCGACUUUUAAGGCACUGUACAUCAAGCGAACCUUCAGCUACGCCAAGGACUUCUGUAUGCCCUCCGCCAAGGCCGUGCGAGUCUGGCUAUGUGUUAAGCAUGUUGGAGUGUCAUAUACCGAGAUUAAGCAAUCAACGCUCAAUGCCUGCUGGAAAAAAUUAUGGCCAGAUGUAGUUGAAGGUGAAAAUUCUAGAUUACCAUUGGAACAUGAAUAUUCUCAGAUAACGGAGAUGGCGCAUACAACGGGAGGAGAAGGUUUCGAGGAUUUUGCUGAGGCAGAUAUUGUAGAACUAAUGGCGGGCAAAGAACUAGAUGAGGAUGAUUUAGUUGACAUGGUUAAUGAAACAAAUGAUCGUGCAGUGAUCCUGAUGAAGAGGAGUCUGAACCAGUUGCGUUCACAGAAAAAGUCAUCCGUGAAGGACUUGAAUUAG